AUGGCGGCCGCGGUCGCCGAUCCCAGCAGCGGCCGCUACCAGCAGUUGCAGAAUGAAGAGGAGCCGGGUGAGACCGUGCCAGUGGUGAACGAUGCCCCUCCACCUUACAGCAGCAUCUCUGCAGACAGCACAGCUUAUUUUGACUACAAGGAUGAGUCAGCAUUUCCUAAGCCUCCAUCUUACAACGUGGCCACAACACUGCCGAGUUAUGAUGAGGCAGAGAGAACCAAGGCUGAGGCCACAAUUCCCUUGGUUCCUGGAAGGGACGAUGACUUUGUGACCCGGGAUGACUUUGAUGACACCGACCAGCUGAGGAUAGGAAACGAUGGCAUCUUCAUGCUGACUUUCUUCAUGGCAUUCCUCUUCAACUGGAUUGGAUUUUUCCUGUCUUUCUGUCUGACUACUUCAGCUGCAGGACGAUAUGGGGCCAUUUCUGGCUUUGGUCUGUCUCUUAUUAAGUGGAUCCUUAUUGUCAGGUUCUCUACCUAUUUUCCUGGUUACUUUGAUGGCCAGUAUUGGCUUUGGUGGGUCUUCCUUGUACUAGGUUUCCUGCUGUUUCUCAGAGGAUUUAUUAAUUAUGCAAAGGUUAGGAAGAUGCCAGAUACUUUCUCCACUCUCCCCAGAACCAGAGUUCUCUUUAUUUACUAAAGCUGUUUUCUGGCAAACGUCUUCCUGCCUUAGCAAAUUCUCCCUCAAGAAGCAAGAGGACACCUGCAGGAAGUGAAUCAAGCCUCUGGAGCAGAAGUAAAAAUAAUCAACCUGCUUUAAAAUGAAUAAAGAAAUAAAAGUACUGUUAAAAAGAAAACAAAACCAAAACCAAGCCAGGGGAAGCAUUUCUUUCUAUUGGUUUCUAGGUGUAAAAUUUUACUAAUGACUGCAGACCUCUGUAAUCAUUGAAUCAUUUAGUGGCUGAUGUGUGACAGCGCUGUUGCCGUGUGUCGAUAGUUUCUGUAGUGGUUUGGUAGCCUGAGCCCUGUCCCUGGAGCCAGCAGGGGCCAGGCUUUGCUUUUAUUUCCUCACCAGGGCCUCUGUGCAGUGUUGAGGGCCCAGGGGAUGACCUCAGAAGCUGAAGUGAUGCCAUUGUUGUGCUCACAUCUUUCCAGUCCUUCAGUCCAGCAGCACCUCUGCUGGCUGUGGCCGAGAGGAGAGGGUGGCUCUGUGCAGAAUCCUGAGGUGGCAUUUGAGAGAGGAUUCUUCUGACGGUGGCACAAAGUAUUCGGUUUUUAAUAGUUAUCUUCUCAGUGUUGUAGGAUCCUUUCGUACUACCUACUUUUUUGGACUCUCUUGGGCUCUUCACAGCACACAUUGGGCAUGUAAAAACAAAAGAUUCAUAAAAUGGGUUAGGUUGGAAGGGACCUUAAAGAUACCCAGUUCCAACCCCACUGCCAUGGGCAGGGACACCUUCCACUAGCCCAGGUUGCUCAAGGCCUCAUCCAACCUGGCCUUGGACACCUCCAGGGAGGGGACAUCCACAGUCUUCUAGGGCAACCUGUUCCAGUGUCUCACCACCCUCACUGUAAAGAAUUUCUUUCCAUCACCUUACAACUUUGUAUAAAGAAUUCCCUUGCAGGAAAAGGCCUUUUCUUUUCUGGUUUUCUUUUCUCUCUUUUUUU
Indicator indicator is the source of this 1613-nucleotide messenger RNA. It is a transcript of the gene NDFIP1, whose product is annotated as Nedd4 family interacting protein 1. Bases 1 to 648 code for a protein of 215 amino acids. The record is from RefSeq and is a predicted model, not a curated record. Lineage: Eukaryota; Metazoa; Chordata; Aves; Piciformes; Indicatoridae. Gene Ontology annotation, cellular component: endoplasmic reticulum; Golgi apparatus; perinuclear region of cytoplasm. The transcript is spliced from 8 exons. Gene Ontology annotation, biological process: vacuolar transport; positive regulation of protein ubiquitination; ubiquitin-dependent protein catabolic process. Gene Ontology annotation, molecular function: WW domain binding.